UCGAGGCGGCGGCAGCGGCGGCGGCGGCUCCGGUGGCUCCUCCUCCUCCUCUGGUGGCGGCGGCGCCCCGGGCCCCAGCCCCGGCCCCGGCUCCCCUUUCCGCCGCCCCCGCGCGUCCCCUCCUUCCCCGGCGCCGCGGGGAACAUGAAGCUCCGCUCCCGGAGGUCGGCGAGUGAGUGACCCGCGUCCCCUCCUCAGCCCGCCCGCCCGCUGGCCCGCCGCUCCCCCCCGCCUCGCCCAGGCAAUGACAGCGGCUCCGGCGUCUCCGCAGCAGAUCAGGGACCGGCUGCUGCAGGCCAUCGACCCCCAGAGCAACAUCCGGAACAUGGUGGCGGUGCUGGAAGUCAUCUCCAGCCUGGAGAAAUACCCCAUUACCAAGGAGGCACUGGAGGAAACGCGACUUGGGAAGCUCAUCAACGACGUCCGCAAGAAGACGAAGAACGAGGAGCUUGCCAAGCGGGCCAAGAAGCUGCUGCGGAGCUGGCAGAAGCUCAUCGAGCCCGUGCACCAGAAUGAGGCGGCGCUGCGGGGACUGGCAGGCGGCCCCGGCUCUGCCAACGGGGGCGCCCAUAACUGCCGGCCUGAGGGGGGAGCGGCUGGCACUCCCAAGAGCAUCCACGACCUGAAGAACCGCAACGACAUCCAGAGGCUGCCUGGGCCACGGCUGGACAGGCUAGGCAGCCGCAAGCGCCGGGGGGACCAGCGUGACCUCGGCCACCCUGGGCCACCUCCCAAGGUCUCCAAAGCCAGCCACGACUCCCUGGUGCCCAAUUCCUCCCCCCUCCCCACUAACGGAAUCGGCGGGAGCCCAGAGAGCUUCCCCAGCCCGCUGGACAGCAGUGGGCACAUGGGCCCCGAGGGUGGCCACCUGGAGCACAGCGAGAACGACAAGCACAGCGGCAAGAUCCCGGUCAAUGCUGUGAGGCCACACACCAGCUCUCCGGGCCUGGGCAAGCCCCCCAGCACCUGCUUGCCGGCCAAGGCUGUAGUGCUGCAGCAGCUGGACAGGGUGGAUGAGACCCCAGGCCCCCCACACCCCAAGGGGCCACCGCGCUGCUCCUUCAGUCCCCGGAACUCACGGCACGAGGGCUCCUUUACCCGGCAGCGAAGCCCAUACACACCCAGAGGUUCCGUGCCCAGCCCCUUGCAGUGGUCCCAGUCGCUGGAUGCCACGCAGGUGCCAUCACCACUUCCGCUGGCCCAGCCAUCCACCCCCCCCGUCAGGCGGCUCGAGCUGCUGCCCAGCGCUGAGAGCCCAGUGCGCUGGCUGGAGCAGCCCGAGGGCCACCAGCGGCUGGUGGGGCCAGGCUGCAAGGCGGGGCUGCCCCCGGCCGAUCCCCUCCUGCCCCGGGCGGGCUUCUCCCCGGACUCCUCCAAGGCGGACAGCGACGCUGCCUCCUCUGGUGGCUCGGACAGCAGAAAGAAGAAGAGGUACCGGCCUCGAGACUACACGGUGAACUUGGACGGGCAGGUGGCUGAGGCGGGGGUCAAGCCUGUCCGGUUAAAAGAGCGGAAGCUCACCUUUGACCCCAUGACCAGACAGAUCAAACCUCUGACCCAGAAAGAGCCAGUGCGGGCCGAUAGCCCGCUGCACACGGAGCAGCCCAGGACAGAGCUGGACAAGCCUGAGGCCAAGGCCAGCCUCCAGAGCCCUUUUGAACAGACGAACUGGAAGGAGCUGUCGCGCAAUGAGAUCAUCCAGUCCUACCUGAGCCGGCAGAGCAGCCUGCUGUCAUCGUCGGGCGCUCAGACCCCGGGGGCCCACCACUUCAUGUCCGAGUACCUGAAGCAGGAGGAGAGCACCCGGCGCGGGGCCAGGAAGCCGCACGUGCUGGUGCCUCAUGGCCCACCCGCAGCCCUGCCAGGACUGACCCGCGAGGUCACACAGGACGAUCUGGACAGAAUCCAGGCCCACCAGUGGCCGGGGGUGAACGGGUGUCAGGACACACAGGGUAACUGGUAUGACUGGACGCAGUGCAUAUCGCUCGACCCGCACGGCGAUGACGGGCGGUUGAACAUUCUGCCUUAUGUUUGUUUGGACUGACCGGCCAUUGGCCUCUAAGUGCGUUCCCACUUUGCAUUGGCGGGCUGUCCUGGCUGCCUCCAGUGGUUGGGAAUCCUGGGAGCCGGGCCAGGGCAGGUGGGAGGGGGCGGGAGUCUUAAGGUCUCUCUGCACCCUUCCCUCAAAACUCUCCUUCUUUUGUGAAAUGCUGCUACCAGUUUACUAACAAAAUUGCAAAGGAAGGACCGUGUGAAAGGCAGGCCGACAAAGUGAGUUCAGAACUCUAUAGCAAACCAGCUAUAAAAAGCGUUAGUCCCCCAGCCUGGUAGAGGUGCGGACACUUCCAGCACCCAGGAGCUGGGAACUCAGUUGCAGGCAGGCACAGGAAACCGGUGGUAGAGAUUACCUUUAACACAGAAACAAGCACGCAUCUCAUGUGUUGGCAUUUUCUGUUUUUCCAUUUGGCCCUGAGUGUCUGAGGCAGUGGGCAACACCGUGGCCUCCAUUUGCCCCCUACCCAGUGGCAUCCCUGUCACAGUGUCAGAAGCUUCUCAGCUGUAGUGAGCUGCUGACAGGGGGUGGGCCACUUGGCCAGCCAGUUUGCCACACACUCCGUGGGCAUCCACACAUUUAUACCCAGUUUCAGUUAAAACUCAGUUUUAAAAGAAAUGCUGCAAAAACUUAAGUUUUCUAGAGUUUAUUUUAUCGUCUUCUUCCAUCUGACCACCAGCCAAAUCAUUUUCCUUUUUCCCUUUUCAUUUCCUGCACAUUAUCUAGAAGAUUUUAUCUUUCUAGAUUUCCCUCCCAAAAACAAGAGUAACUGUGGGUGCUACUGGUGUGUAAGCUGUACUGUUGGGCAAGAGGAGACCUGUCUGUACGCUGGAAACACUCAUAACCAUUCCUUUAGAUUCGUUUGCCUUAUGGUUAUUUGUCAUAAACGCGAUUUGCAAAAACAAGGAGCCUUAGUGAAUGUACAGUACCUAGACUUCUGUGUUCCCAGGACACAGAAGGGAGCAACUUUGCUAUUUGGUCCAUUAAGUGGACACCUUGUG
This is a messenger RNA of Manis javanica (Malayan pangolin), 3054 nucleotides long. It is a transcript of the gene MED26, whose product is annotated as mediator complex subunit 26. Gene Ontology annotation, molecular function: transcription coregulator activity. Gene Ontology annotation, cellular component: nucleus; mediator complex; core mediator complex. The record is from RefSeq and is a predicted model, not a curated record. Lineage: Eukaryota; Metazoa; Chordata; Mammalia; Pholidota; Manidae. Gene Ontology annotation, biological process: positive regulation of gene expression; regulation of transcription by RNA polymerase II.